Messenger RNA from Syngnathus typhle (broad-nosed pipefish), 2924 nucleotides. RefSeq names its product sodium channel and clathrin linker 1 (gene sclt1). Gene Ontology annotation, cellular component: centriole. Lineage: Eukaryota; Metazoa; Chordata; Actinopteri; Syngnathiformes; Syngnathidae. The coding region runs from base 639 to 2693 and encodes 684 amino acids. Gene Ontology annotation, biological process: clustering of voltage-gated sodium channels; cilium assembly. The transcript has 22 exons. The record is from RefSeq and is a predicted model, not a curated record.
UUUGCACCGCACAGCUUAGCUGUCAUUGGCUGCUGUUUGUUUUCUUCAAAACGGACGGCGCAACUCGAUUAUUCAAGUAAUGCCUUCGUUUUAUCAUCAUUUAAUAAUACAGACAGUUGUCAAACGUAAAACUAUUAAAUUGAAUCGAUUUUCAUAUCUUUAACCACUGAAGAUAAUUGUUGUUUUAAAUACCUGACUCAGUGCUAACGGACAUUUAUUAGCUCGCUUCUUGUGUUAAUCUCCUGUAAAAGAAGCAUUAGAUAACCUUAGUCUUCUCUCUCGAUCAGCUUGUUACAGCUGUUUUCUCCUUUUCUUUCAAUGCUGAUACUGUGCAACGCCAGCCAUGCUUAAUUUUCCAGGAGCAAAACCAAUGCUGAUUUGGUUUCUGCGUCUGUUUGACGCGCUAGCAUGAUAUUUUUACAUUUGCUUCCGCCUAGGCGAGUGGUUCUUAACCUGGGUUCGAUCGAACCCUUGGGGUUCGGUGAGUCUGUCUCAGGGAUUCGGGAGAGCCUCCAAUGCGGAGGUCCGAACACGCUUGAUUUAUCGUGUAAAUUCGUGACGACGCAUAUCUGAACUGGUUUCGCAAAGGCACACUGAUUUGCAGGUUAAGAACCUCCGCCCUUGGCUGCAUCAUCAACAUGGAAACGGAGGUCGAAUUUCUUCGUGAUCAAGUCCGCAGGCUAAAUUCAUCUCUCAGCCAGUAUCAGCGUGAGGAGCAUGCACGCACCAAACCAUCUCAGAGAUACGAGGAAAAGAAGGCCCCUGGAGAUGCUCCCUGGCUCUCUGAUAGGAGUAUAAUGGCUCCAUUGAUAGCCGAGUAUGAUCGGCACAUUGAUGAAAUGUCUCAAAAGCUGCAGAAAUAUCAGGUGUCAAUGACAGAUGUCAAAGAAAGGUUGGAGACUGUUGUCCAGGAAAAUGAAAGGCUGCAUGCAGAACUCAGGGAAUCAGUUGAGAAGCAGCUUCAGUCACCCUCAAAUAUUUCUGGAGUGGAGAUGAGCACAGUGGAGAAAGAAGGAGUGGUUGAAAACCUCCAAGAACAAAUCAAGCUUUCGGAACAGGAGCGGAUGCAGGCCAUGGAGUUGUGGCAGACAGCAGCACUUGAGCUUGAUCGCCUCCAGGAGUUCUACCAGAAGAGUGUCACUGAUAAGCAGAGCGCUAAUGCUAAAGAACAGCAACUCAAGGAUCAAAUCGUAGUUACCCACCAGCACACGCAGCAACUCCAAGCGUCCAAUCAAGAACUACAAUUGAUCAAUCAGCAGCUACUAAAAACAGUGACAGAACAGAGUACAGAGAUGGAGGGGCUACGCAGCCAGCUCAGAAUAACCAAAAGUGAUUUGGGGACGGCCACAACCAAAGUGGAAGAAAUGAACAAGCAACUCCAGUUAGUUCAGCACCUGCUAAAGAGACAGGAGGAAGAGCGUGCAGAGGCUCGCAGCCGAGAGGAAGCGGCAGAGAGACAAAUUCAACAGCUUCAGUUAACCAUCAGUCAGAAGGAGACAAGGCUCAAAACAACAUCGCAGGAGGCAGAUGAUGUUCGAGGAGAACAAACUAUGUGGGAGCAAAUGUCAGGGAACCUUAAGGCCCGAUGCGCUACCUUAGAACAGGAGAAGUAUGAUGCUCUGGACAAAGUUCGAGAGAGUCUGCAGAUGGCUGAGGAGGCAGUACUGCAGAAGAAUGAGGCUCUGUUAAGAGAGCAACAGAUGAUGGAGGAACUUGAGAAGACAAAGACGGUCAUUCCCCAGCUGAUUGAGAAUGCUGCAGUGCGCACCGGAAAAGAGGUGGAUAAUAUACGCAAGCAGUGCAAUGUUGAGCUCCGUCGUAUGGCUGAGAAGCUGUCAUUAUUGCAACUGGAGUGUGCAGAAAAAGAAUCUCAGAAUGAGAGGUCAAAGCGAGAGAAAAAAGCUUUAGAGGAAGAACUUGCAAAGGUAGUUAAGGAGAGUCGGGCAGAACCAGAGCUUGGGAAAUUUGAUGUCCUUCACCAGAGAUGUCUCACUGCAGAGAGGAUGAAAGAUGAAAUAAGCAUUUCUUUACAAAGUACACAAAGCAAACUAAAGAAGAUAGAAUUGGGCUACAACGAAGAAUUGUCCCGUAGUCAGGAAGAAGUUCAGCGACUAAAGGGCUCUUUGGCUGCAGCAAGAGAGGACUGUGUCAAAAUCAGUGACGAGCGACUCCAGCUGCAGCAGGAGAACUUUCAAAUACGCAGAGAGAUGGAUGAACUGCGUAAGGCCUCCAUGCUUGUCCAGAAGAAGGCCAAACAACAGGUGUCACAGAUGGAGCAAGAGUACAGCCUAAAAGAAAAGUCUCUUAGUGCACAGAUGAGUGACUUGGAGAAGAGCAGUCGCAACUCAAGUGCUGAUCUAAUGCGUCUUCUAACUGCACAAAACAAAAGUAUUCAGCGCUUGAAAGACGAGGGGAAGAACAUGGCCCAAGCCUUUGAAAUAAAAAUGAAAAAUCUCAAGGCAGAGCUGAAUCAACAAAAGCAGCGGUCACACGAGCUCGAGCUCCAGCUGGCUAAUAACUUGAAAAUUCUUGAAGAGUAUGAGAGACAGCUAGCAGAGUCUCAAGAGAAGUCCACUCGCCUUCAAAGACGACUAACUGAUGUUGAGCAACGUGCAACUACUGCUUCACAACGGAUUUCAGUUAUGGCAUCCAAUCAAAGGAAAACUUACUUUUGUGAGCCAAAGCAUGAAUGAAGGCAUUUUUCACAGAUCUAUUGGAACUGUGAUAGCUGUCAUUUUGUAACAUAUUGUUGAUUUGAUUUUGAGUUGUAAAGGUGCUUCAGGAAUGUUGGCAAUCCACUAGUCCUCUGUUACUGGAACAUUUUCAGUAUUUCAAUAUUUUUAUUUGUGUGCAACUGUGUAUUGAUAUUUUGUAGUUUGUUUCCCCUAGUAAUGUUUCUAAUAAACAGUAAACGGAAUACACAA